CAGGCUGUCAGUCACCUCGCGUCACGGUGCUUUGCUUAUCAAGGUCUGGGAGGAGGGCGCAGUCAAUGUGUAGAAUACAUAAAGAGGGGGGAAAUAGCCAGCGUUAUCUUCCCUGCAGGGUAAAGAUUUUUACUGUACCAUGUAAAAACUUCAGUUGCAAUCAGCCACCCUCUCUCCUGUUUCACUGCACCCCUCGUAUAUCGCAGGUUAACAACGAAAUGAAACGCAGAAAGAUUGCCAUCGCAGCUGGGUUUUGCUUCUCAUUCUUCCUGGGCACUUUACUGAAUUUGUUAUUUAUCCCCGGUUUUGAUCAUCACCAUCAGCAGCAGCAGCAGCGACAGCGUUUGGAGCACACUGCCCAGGACCAGCACAGCGUCGAGCCGCCUGUGUUUUAUAACCGGCUGACUGACCAAGACCUGUUGAAGCAAAUUAAAGAGAGGUACGAGGAGGUUGUCCGCUAUCGGCAGCAGUCAGCCCCUGCAGCGGCUGCGGUGAGACUGGCCAGACCGCUGGAAAGGCGCUUGAUGGACCUCAGGCAGAACAGCUCUCCGGAUCAGCCCCAACCCCAGCAGCAGCAUCCGCAGAGUCGCCAGGGUUUACACGGGAGCCAACCAUUAACUGUUCAAGGAGAAAGCACCUUCGCUUCCAGUAGCCCGCAGACUGACUUUCAAUUCCGUUCGCUUUCUUUAAGCUGUCCAGAUAUUAAUAACGCGAGCAGUGUCCAUUACUUGGGUUCUGGAUACACAAAAGCAGUAUACAAAGCGGUUCUUAAUCAGACCCUGGCGGUUGCCUUAAAAUCGGUGGACUUCGCAGGCCACGACAUGGAGAACUGCGUUAAACAAUUUGGAACAUUGAAAGAUUGCUACCGAUUGGCGUCGUACAAACUUGUCAAAGAGAUGACACUUUUACAGCGGCUACAGCAUUCAAAUAUUCUUAAGCUUUAUGGUUUUUGCUACCAGGACAGUAAUCACAUUGCUGAUACAUUGACCACUAUUACAGAGCUUGGAUCCCCUUUGGAGAUGAUUCAGCUUUUACAGACCUCAUGGGAGGAGAGAUUUCGAAUAUGUUUGAGUUUGAUUCGCUUAUUGCACUAUUUGGCCCAUUCACCCCUUGGCUCAGUGACAUUGCUCGACUUCCGUCCUCGCCAAUUUGUUAUUGUCGACGGUGAACUAAAAGUGACAGACUUGGACGAUGCCAGCAUCGAUGAGACGCCGUGUUUAAGCAACAGUGAUUGUUUUAUGCAGUUCCCUGCCCGAAAUUUCACCCUAACCUGCUCAUUGGAAGGUGUAUGUCAAAGGAUGAAUGAGAAGCGGAAUCUCUACAAUGCUUAUAGAUUCUUCUUUACCUAUCUCCUGCCACACAGUGCUCCUUCAAGUCUACGGCCGCUACUGGAUAAUGUGGUGAAUGCUACAGGGGAGUUACGUUGGGGCAUAGAAGAGACAUUGGCUCAGCUCGAGGAAGUUCUGUACCUGUUCAAGAGUGGUUCAUAUCUGCAGAAUGUCACCAGAAGCCAAAAUUCAGAAUACAAGCAACUGACUAAUGUUGCUAUACCUGAAGAGAAUUAUAAAUGUUGGCCAUCUUACCACCACGAGGGCUGUCUGUUAUCAGUUUAUGACGUCAAUGAAGCAAUGGAGAUCUGUGAUAAUCAUUCCCAGUGCCAUGCCUUUGUUUUAACCAAUCAGACAACGUGGACAGGCCGACAUCUUGUCUCCUUCAAAACCACUUCGAAUCACAUCAUGCCGGAUGUAGAGAAGAUAACAUUUGUGAAAGUGGCAGACUGAACACCGCAUGAGAUUUUGACAUUGAGUUCAAACUGUCCUGGCAGGGAUUAAAAGGCAAGGGCCGCCAUGGGCCAGGAUGCUCCUGCCACCAUCUGCGUGUUCCGAGGUGCAGGGUGAUGGGGUAAUAGGUAGAUGAUCACCAACACCUGGAAUUCUCAUGGCAAAACGUGCAAUACUGCAGGGUGGAACUGUGAACAGCCAAAUAAUGCUAAUCUGUACAUGGCUUGUCAAUGUAAGGUUACCCUUGUUUUUAAUUUUUGUCGACCUGACAAUCUCCUCCACUUGUUAAAACCAAUCCAGGGUGCCGAGAUAUGUAAGCUAAACCAUAGGUUGAAGUUUGCACAGUGUCAGGACACAGAAAUGAAGUGUCACUGUGCUCCUGGCAUCUUCAAUAUUAUAUCAUAACCUUGGGGUCUUAAUUGGUCUCAUUUCCUGAUGUUGUGCUCUCUUCCCUACUUUACACGCAGUCAGUUACUUUCUGUAAA
Amblyraja radiata (thorny skate) is the source of this 2266-nucleotide messenger RNA. RefSeq names its product protein kinase domain containing, cytoplasmic a (gene pkdcca). Gene Ontology annotation, molecular function: non-membrane spanning protein tyrosine kinase activity; ATP binding. The record is from RefSeq and is a predicted model, not a curated record. The transcript is spliced from 7 exons. NCBI's taxonomy places the organism in Eukaryota, Metazoa, Chordata, Chondrichthyes, Rajiformes, Rajidae. Bases 66 to 1781 code for a protein of 571 amino acids. Gene Ontology annotation, biological process: peptidyl-tyrosine phosphorylation; skeletal system development. Gene Ontology annotation, cellular component: extracellular region.